Messenger RNA from Zingiber officinale, 1400 nucleotides. RefSeq names its product syntaxin-43-like. The record is from RefSeq and is a predicted model, not a curated record. Bases 100 to 1092 code for a protein of 330 amino acids. Gene Ontology annotation, molecular function: SNARE binding; SNAP receptor activity. The transcript is spliced from 8 exons. Gene Ontology annotation, biological process: intracellular protein transport; vesicle fusion; vesicle-mediated transport. NCBI's taxonomy places the organism in Eukaryota, Viridiplantae, Streptophyta, Magnoliopsida, Zingiberales, Zingiberaceae. Gene Ontology annotation, cellular component: SNARE complex; endomembrane system; membrane.
AAUUCUUCGAGUUUUCUCCUCUGCUGCUGCGUCUCGGUUCCAACCACCGCGUCUUCGUUUCGCCCUUCUCUUCUUCCUCGUGUGCUGGUCCUGCUGGACAUGGCGACCAGGAACCGGACGCCGAUCUACCGGAAGUACCGCGACGCCCUCCGAAACGUCCGAACCCCUUCCCCCACGUCGCUCUCCGGCCCGUCGACCUCUUCCUCCUACGUCGGCGGAGGCGGCGGGCCCGUGAUCGAGCUAGUCAGCGCCUCGCUUCUCCGCCCGGAUCGAUCCUACGCUCCUCUUAGCACCGAAGACCCUAGCGGUUACAGUACAGGUGCAGCUAUGAUUGGUUUACCUCCAGCUUGGGUGGAUUGUUCUGAAGAAAUAGCUGCAAAUAUGCAGCGUGCUCGGACAAAAAUGGCAGAGUUAGCCAAGGCCCAUGCAAAAGCUUUGAUGCCUUCUUUUGGAGAUGGGAAGGAGGAUCAACAUGCCAUUGAACUCCUAAGUCAUGAAAUAACAGAUUUGUUGAAGAAAUCUGAGAAGAGACUACAAAAACUUUCCUCAGGUGAUCCUUCUGAAGAUUCAAAUGUUCGGAAAAAUGUUCAGCGUUCUCUUGCAACUGACCUCCAAAACCUCUCAAUGGAGUUUAGAAAGAAACAGUCAUCUUAUUUAAAACAUCUUCGGCAGCAACAGGAGGGACAAGAUGGUGUUGAUUUGGAGAUGAAUCGCAAUGGAAUUAGACACAAGUUAGAAGAAGAUGAUUUUGAUGAUGUGGGUUUUAGUGAUGUUCGAAUAUCUACACUGAAGAAAAGUGAGGCAUUCACAAGAGAGAGGGAAAGGGAGAUUGUACAGGUUGUAGAAUCAGUGAAUGAACUUGCUCAGAUUAUGAAAGAUCUCUCGGUCCUUGUGAUAGAUCAGGGAACCAUAGUUGACCGGAUUGAUUAUAAUGUACAGAAUGUUGCAAGUUCAGUGGAAGAGGGCUUUAAACAGUUAGAGAAGGCUGAGAGAACGCAGAAAAAAGGUGGCAUGGUCAUGUGUGCCACUGUGCUUAUUAUAUUGUGCCUCAUCAUGCUUGUCCUCUUGAUCCUGAAAACCAUAUUCUUCUGAUUCACUGUAACUGAGACGGAGUCCAGUCAGCGUUUCUUGUGAAUAUUCAGCACCGGUUUCAACAGAUGUCAAAGUGUAUUCCAUUCAACUGGUUUGUGUAGCGAGAACAUAUCAUGAAGUGAAUUAUUCAUGCUGGGUGCAGGAUUAGUCCAAAUUUGAGAACAUAGUUAUCCUAGAGAUAUCUCCUCGGAUAAUAUAUGGUGAGAAGUUUCAGGUCGGUGCUACUUUUUUGAGAUGUUGUAAAUGAAGGCUCUGUAAAGAUCAUUCAAACAAUGUUUCCAAUUCACAAUAUUUUUUUCUUGGGGACA